AUGUUGUUGCUCACACCCAGCUUCGUCCUAGGACUUCUUGGGUCUUUGGCCGCGGUUUCUACGACCAGCGCGUGUGAAGAUGGUCAUGCUCACGAUCACGCGAAGAGGACUACCCCGUCUGUCCAGUUGACCCCACCAACGCGCCAGCUCGAAUGGGGCGACAUCAACAUUAUCCACACCACUGAUAGUCAUGGAUGGCUUCUUGGACAUCAGAAAUCGUCUUUCCCAGAGCCUAAUUACAGCGGUACCUUUGGGGACUUUGCAUCUUUUGUGACCCAUAUGAAGGAAUUGGCCAUUGAACGCGACACAGAUCUUUUACUUGUCGAUUCUGGUGACCUUCAUGACGGCACUGGCUUGACCGAUGGGUUCCCAGCUGGUGGCAUUGAUGCGCAUGAUGCCAACCAAUUCAUCAAACAAUUGCCGUACGAUAUAAUGGCCAUCGGAAAUCACGAGCUGUAUAUCUAUGCCAAUGCCCUCGACAUGCAUCAAAACUUUGCACCGAGUCUGAAGGGACGCUACUUGUCCUCCAACGUCAACAUUACGGUUCUCAAUGAAAAAGGACAGGUAGUCAGUGUACCUGUUGGAGAACGAUUCGCUAAGUUCAAGACGAGAAAGGGUCGUAAAGUCACUUCUCUCGGUGUUUUGUUCGAUUUCACUGGAAACGACCACAAUACGAAGGUGCAGAAAGUUUCGGAUAUGGUGAAAGAAACUUGGUUUGCAGAAGCUAUCAAGGAAGAGCCAGACUUUUUCUUGCUCGUUGGGCAUAUGCCAAUUGCUCGUGACGAUUGGCCUCUUGUUUUCAAUGCUGUUCGUGCUGUUCAUCCCACCACGCCCAUUCUGAUCCUUGGUGGACACACCCAUAUUCGCGACUGCCUUCAACUCGAUGGUCGUUCAAUGUCACUGGAGAGUGGAAGGUACAUGGAAACCAUUGGGUGGCUCAGCGCCAAAUUGGAUAAAAAGGGGAGCAAAAAGAACAUCACGUUCAGUCGUAGGUAUCUUGACCCCAAUCGAGUAACUUUUGAGUUCCAUACCAGAAAGAACAGCUUCAAUUUCGACACCCUUCAAGGAGAGAGCAUAACUAAAGGAUUGAACAAUCUAGCCAAGAAAUUCGAUCUUUCCUUCCAAUUUGGAACUGCUCCUCACGAUUUCACAAUCAGCCAGGCGCCAUUCCCAUCCAACGAUUCUCUUCUUAGUCUGUUCAUUGAAAAUGCCGUCCCCGUUGCUUUAGCUAUCAAUAACACCAGAGCUUCGAUACCCAACAUCAUGAUUACCAACUCGGGCUCGCAGCGAUUUGACAUAUACGCCGGACCUUUCACCAAGAACGACCAGCUGACAGCGUCGCCAUUCGACGAUUCGUUCUUGUUCAUCCCUAAUGUGCCAUUCUCCAUUGCCAACAAAGUUCUCCCCGCCCUCAAUGAAGCCGGUGCGAACGAAAGACGAGAACUUUUGGAGGAGAGAGAGCGUGAGCUUUAUGGUCGCGGUCACGUCGAUAUGGUUUACAACCGCUGGCUGGAGGAACAGGAUAGAAGGAGCGGGAUCGAGAGAAGGGCCGCGCAAAACUUGACACUUGGAUACGUUACCAGCGAUGCUUGCCCAGGUGUCGGAGACGAUGUUCUCCAUGCUCCAUUACCUUUCUUCCCGACACCCGACUUUAUCGGUUCUGUGCCACCCACAGUAGCUGACGAUGCACCUAUCGACCUUGUAUUUGUUGAUUUCAUCGAAACACAGCUGUUACAGAUUCUCAACUCAGUGCAAUCGGACAAGACGUUCACCACCGCGGAUGUGUCGUUAUAUAGCCCGAUUCUGGCUACACAGGCGGCCGCUGGACACAUUUUUGGAUGUGUUUGGCCGAUAUUAGGUUAUAAUAAAACACCAUAUAUUGAGCAUGAAGCUGAAGCUAAAUAA
Molecule: messenger RNA, 1905 nt
Organism: Psilocybe cubensis
Lineage: Eukaryota; Fungi; Basidiomycota; Agaricomycetes; Agaricales; Agrocybaceae
Product: Secreted protein
Exons: 21
Coding region: 1-1905 (634 amino acids)
Biological process (GO): nucleotide catabolic process
Cellular component (GO): cytosol
Molecular function (GO): hydrolase activity
Source: RefSeq, a predicted model, not a curated record